AUGAAUGCAGGGAAAGAGAGUCUCAACGCCGAGCCAACUGUACCAGUGGCUGAACCCUGCCAGCUCCCUCAAGAUACUCCGCAACCCAACUUAUAUCUGACCAACGAAGUGAGAAGACAGCGAGAAGCUGAAAAGGAUGAUCCAGAUGUUCUAGACUGGGACGGACCAGAUGACCCAGACAAUCCUAUGAACUGGAGCCAACUCAAGAAAAUGGCACAUAUAGUUCUAGUCGCAUUUCUCCAAUUGGUUGCGAACCUAGCUUCAACGAUGUUUGCCCCAGCGUCCGAGCUCGUGAUGGAGGAAUUUAACUUCUCCAGCAGAGCGCUGGCUUCACUCUCUGUCUCAAUCUAUGUCCUUGGCUUCGCCUUUGGCCCAUUGAUCUGGGCUCCAUUAUCAGAAGUAUAUGGUCGCCUUCCCGUCUACAUUUCGUCAACCGUAAUCUUCCUCGCCUUUGUCCUGGGGAGUGCAUUUUCCACCAACCUUGGCAUGUUCAUGGCCUUCCGGUUUCUCAGUGGCUGCGGCGGUGCUGCACCUCUUACAUGCAGUGGAGGAACCCUGGCCGACCUCAUUCCCCAAAACCAACGAGGCAGAUGGAUGGCCCUCAUUUCGAUCGGACCUCUCAUGGGUCCGACAGUUGGCCCGAUCCUCGGUGGCUUCGUUGGCCAGUAUAUAGGAUGGCGUUGGAGUGGGGUUCUUCUGCUUGCAGCAGUGUUCAUCUUACGCGAAUCCUACGCCCCUAUUAUACUCCUACGCAGAGAGAAUCAAUAUCGCAAGGCCCAAGGACGUCCACCUCUACGUGCUGACAGGACAGUAUUGGUGACAAAGCUCAAGCGGAAUAUGCUAAGGCCGUUCAAACUCCUGCUCCUCUCGCCUAUCGUUCUUUCCUUAGCUCUAUACGCUGCCUUCAGUUUCGGUCUCCUAUUUCUUCUCUUUACGACGUUUUCACGUGUGUUCAAGGGGCAGUAUGGCUUCUCGAUGAGUCUCAAUGGUCUAGCCUAUAUCGGAUUAGGCAUCGGCACUCUCGGAGGCCUCAUCAUCCAAGGACAAUUUAGUGACAAAAUGAUGUAUGUACGAGCGGCCAAAAGGGGAACCGACGUCAAGCCGGAAGAUCGAUUACCACCGAUGGCUUACUUAUGCUGGACCAUACCGGUUGGCAUGUUCUGGUACGGCUGGGGUGCGAGUGCUAAAACGCAUUGGGUCGUGCCUAUUAUUGGAACUUCUUUUGUUGGCAUUGGCUUUAUUUUUAUUAUGAAUCCCUCAAUGACCUACUUGAUAGACUGCUUCGGUCCAGAAGCCGCUGCCUCUGCCCUCGCGGCCCAUACCAUUCUACGAUCGAUCGCCGGCGCCUUUCUUCCACUUGCAGGACCCUCAAUGUAUGACUCUCUUGGCCUUGGCUGGGGAAAUAGUCUUUUAGGUUUCCUUGGAAUAGCUAUGAUUCCCAUUCCGUGGUACCUUGCGAUGUACGGCGAAAAGCUUCGGCUGAAGCGAAAUUUGAUGUUAUAA
This is a messenger RNA of Aspergillus pseudonomiae, 1503 nucleotides long. Its product is annotated as MFS transporter. Gene Ontology annotation, molecular function: transmembrane transporter activity. The transcript is spliced from 4 exons. Lineage: Eukaryota; Fungi; Ascomycota; Eurotiomycetes; Eurotiales; Aspergillaceae. Gene Ontology annotation, biological process: transmembrane transport. The coding region runs from base 1 to 1503 and encodes 500 amino acids. The record is from RefSeq and is a predicted model, not a curated record.